UGCUGGCAUACAGGACUUGUGUCACUUCAGCUUCAAGGAAAGAAUUCUGCUUGAAAUUUUGGAAAUGGGAUGCCCAGCAAAGUAGGAAAGACAUUCUCCUUCUGGGUGCCAUCAAGAUGAGUUAAAUUACAACAUCUAUUGUACUAAUCUGAUCAUCCAGAAGGCAUCAUGUUGGAGAAGGCUAAUACAGAGUAUUGAACUCUAAGGACCCAUGGUUUAACUCAAGAGCGGGCAUCUUUCAAAAAGAUUAGCCAAAAAACAAUGGCUAAUACAUUUGCACGUCUCCUGGUUGGUCGAAGAACUGCGGCUUUAGUUGCAACAGUCAGUACUGGAGCUGUGGCUACUGGAUACUUUUUAAAUCAGCAAAAUGUGAAAGCUGAAUCUUUUGGACAUAGGAAAUUAUUUCCUCCCAGUGCAGACUACCCUGAUCUUCGCAAACAUAACAACUGCAUGGCUGAGUGCCUCACUCCAACAAUCUAUGCCAAACUGAGGGACAAGAUGACUCCUGGUGGCUACACACUGGAUCAGUGCAUCCAAACUGGUGUUGAUAAUCCUGGACACCCUUUCAUUAAAACAGUGGGCAUGGUCGCAGGAGAUGAAGAAUCCUAUGAGGUAUUUGCUGCGAUUUUUGAUCCUGUUAUCAAACUAAGACAUAAUGGAUAUGAUCCCAAACUAAUGAAGCAUCACACUGACUUGGAUUCUUCAAAGAUUGCCCAAGGACAAUUUGAUGAGCAUUAUGUUUUAUCCUCCCGUGUACGCACGGGACGAAGUGUUCGUGGCCUAAGCCUCCCUCCUGCCUGCUCCAGGGCAGAGAGAAGAGCUGUUGAGAACGUCGUUGUCACUGCUUUGUCUGGGCUGAAACGAGACCUGGCUGGAAAAUAUUAUAGUCUGACAACUAUGUCUGAAAAGGAGCAACAACAGCUAAUUGAUGACCAUUUCCUAUUUGAUAAGCCAGUUUCCCCUUUGUUAACGUGUGCUGGAAUGGCCCGUGACUGGCCAGAUGCCAGAGGAAUAUGGCACAACAAUGAUAAAACAUUCCUCAUCUGGAUCAAUGAAGAGGAUCACAUUAGGGUGAUCUCCAUGGAAAAAGGCGGCAACAUGAAGCGGGUUUUUGAAAGAUUUUGUCGUGGAUUGAUAGAGGUUGAGAGGUUAAUUAAAGAACAAGGAUGGGAAUUUAUGUGGAAUGAACACUUAGGAUUCAUCCUGACCUGUCCAUCUAAUCUAGGAACUGGAUUACGUGCAGGAGUUCAUGUUAAACUUCCAAAACUUAGCAAAGAUCCCAGAUUUUCAAAGAUCCUGGAAAACCUGAGACUUCAGAAGCGUGGCACAGGUGGAGUUGACACAGCAGCUGUAGCAGAUGUAUAUGAUAUUUCCAACCUAGAUCGCAUGGGUCGAUCAGAGGUGGAACUUGUCCAGUUAGUCAUUGAUGGGGUGAACUAUAUGGUUGAAUGUGAAAAGAAACUGGAGAGAGGCCAAGACAUCAAGAUACCACCACCACUGCCUCAGUUUGGCAAGAAAUAAAACUGCAUCUGAUUGGAAAUAUUUUUUGGGGUGGGUGGCUAUGUAUUCUAUGUUCCUUUACAAUAUUAAAGAGAAAUAUGGGUAACAUUUUUCUUCAAAUAGGUACCUAUUAAUCAGGGUGUUGGUCAGGGUUGCUGAGAAGAAGACAAGAAUGUAAGAUAUGGAAAUGUGCAAAAUACAAAUAGAAUAGAAUAGAAUAGAAUUUUAUUGGCCAAGUGUGAUUGGACACACAAGGAAUUUGUCUUGGUGCAUAUGCUCUCAGUGUACAUAAAAGAAAAGAUACGUUCAUCAAGGUACAACAUUUACAACACAAUUGAUGAUCAAUAUAUCAAUAUAAAUCAUAAGGAUUGCCAGCAACAAGUUAUAGUCAUACAGUCAUAAGUGGAAAGAGAUUGGUGAUGGGAACUAUGAAACGAUUAAUAGUAGUGCAGAUUCAGUAAAUAGUCUGACAGUGUUGAGGGAAUUAUUUGUUUAGCAGAGUGAUGGCCUUCGGGAAAAAACUGUUCUUGUGUCUAGUUGUUCUGGUGUGCAGUGCUCUAUAGCGUCGUUUUGAGGGUAGGAGUUGAAACAGUUUAUGUCCAGGAUGCGAGGGAUCUGCAAAUAUUUUCAAAUGUUUACAAAUGGUUGUAAACAUCAUUGCUGAAGAGUAGGGUUGUAUUUGAAGAUUAGUAGUCAUGGAACAUUUUCCUGUGAAGUUUAAUUUCAUAAAGCAAUCUCAUUUCCUUUCUUUUUCUUUCCUUUCUCCAACUAUUUCUUCCAAUGUCCUUAUUCUAUUCAUUUUGUUCACAUGUUCAUCUUUCCUUAAUCCUUCCUUCAGUGGGGGGAUUCAAGUAAUUUAACAACCGGUUCUCUGCCCUAAUGAUUUCUUCCAACAACCAGUUUGCCAAACUGCUCAGAAAAUUAACAACCGGUUCUCCUGAAGUGGUGAGAACUGGCUGAAUCCCACCACUGCCUUCCUCUUACCCAACUCCAUUCCCCCCCUUUCCCCCCCGUUUCUGGACACCAAUAUGCUUGAGAAAAUGUAGUUUGUGCAUAUGAAUUUGAAUAGUUGUUAUAUAUAAGUGGGAGCCAAAUGUUAAAAGUAAAGUACUAGUUAUUACAAGCAAUGCAUUUUAUUUUACAUUUUAGUAAAUAAAUAAUUCAAUGUUUUUAUUUAUUCCUGGCACAUGCAUAUACAUAUACAAAAAUGUGCCAUAUGCACACAUUUAUGUAACUAUAGGUGGGUGGCGGGGCAAUUCCAAGAUUGGUUUCAGAUGGUGAUAGCAACCCUUGACUAGCAAGAUGAAGAAUUUUUAUUAUUUUUUCCUCCGUACAUUUCCUUUGAAUAGAGAAAAAAAGUAUUGGUUGUUCUCACUUCAGAUAAGCACAAAUUAAUGUAAUAUAUUAUUAUAUGUAAAAUUAGAUCUUAGUGGCAUGUUAAAUAAAUAAUCUCUGAUGCCUCAGAUGCUA
Molecule: messenger RNA, 2970 nt
Organism: Ahaetulla prasina
Lineage: Eukaryota; Metazoa; Chordata; Lepidosauria; Squamata; Colubridae
Gene: CKMT2
Product: creatine kinase, mitochondrial 2
Exons: 11
Coding region: 262-1521 (419 amino acids)
Biological process (GO): phosphocreatine biosynthetic process
Cellular component (GO): mitochondrion
Molecular function (GO): creatine kinase activity
Source: RefSeq, a predicted model, not a curated record